Pleurotus ostreatus (oyster mushroom) is the source of this 936-nucleotide messenger RNA. RefSeq lists its product as uncharacterized. The coding region runs from base 1 to 936 and encodes 311 amino acids. The transcript has 12 exons. Gene Ontology annotation, molecular function: oxidoreductase activity. The record is from RefSeq and is a predicted model, not a curated record. NCBI's taxonomy places the organism in Eukaryota, Fungi, Basidiomycota, Agaricomycetes, Agaricales, Pleurotaceae.
AUGUCGGCGCAAAAAAGCAUCCUCAAUGUAGUUAUGGGUGCGAUGACCUUCGGAGCGGAAGGUCAAGAGGGCGCCAGAGUCCAUGAUAUCAAAGAUGUCGAAGCCAUUCUAGACGUAUUUCAAGCACAUGGACAUACCGAGGUUGACACCGCAAGGGUAUACGCCGGAGGUACGAGCGAAGAAUAUCUUGGUAAAGUCGACCAUAAGGGACGCGGCUUGAAGAUCGAGACGAAGCUUAUACCUUGGAGGUCGCAUGGAUUCUCUCAUGAUCCGGAGGGGUUACGAGAGCAUCUUUUGGCAUCCAAAAAGGCCCUCAAUAUCGACACUCUCGAGAUUUGGUACCUGCACGCGCCUGACAGAACCGUUCCAUAUGAAGUCACAAUGAAGGCAGUGGAUGAGCUCUUCAAGGAGGGACAUUUCAAACGCUUCGGGAUCAGUAAUUACGCUGCAUGGGAAGUAGCUGAGAUUGUAGGCAUAUGCAAAGCAAAUGGGUAUAUUCUGCCCACAGUAUAUCAAGGGAUCUAUAACGCCAUCCAUCGUAAUGUAGAACCGGAACUCUUCCCGUGCCUCAGAAAAUUCGGCAUUGCUUUCUAUGAAUUCAAUCCUCUCGCCGGUGGUCUCUUCACCGACAGAUACCUCAGUCCUGACGGGCAACCGGAGAAAGGGUCACGAUUCGAUCCGGAGAGAACUCAAGGCAAGAAAGUCGCAGACGCCCACAAAUUGACUCUUGCAGAGAUUUCUUUACGCUGGGUUUCCAACCAUAGUCUCAUGAAACGUGAACAUGGCGACGCUAUCUUGAUAGGCGCGUCUAGCUUGAAGCAUAUCGAGCAGAAUUUGGUCGACCUUGAGAAAGGACCGCUGCCUGAGGACGUCGUGAAGGCGUUGGAUGAUGCUUGGUUCACAGUAAAGCCUUAUGCGACCAAGUACUUCCAUUAA